Molecule: messenger RNA, 2310 nt
Organism: Baudoinia panamericana UAMH 10762
Lineage: Eukaryota; Fungi; Ascomycota; Dothideomycetes; Mycosphaerellales; Teratosphaeriaceae
Exons: 4
Coding region: 1-1848 (615 amino acids)
Biological process (GO): phosphate ion transmembrane transport
Cellular component (GO): membrane
Source: RefSeq, a predicted model, not a curated record
AUGCCGGUCCUCCAUCAAUAUGACUACAUCUUCGCCAUUGGCACCCUCUUUGCUAUGCUUGAUGCCUUCAACAACGGCGCAACCCUUCACAAGACUAACGUUGUUACUCUUUCCCUAGACGAUGUCGCAAACGCGUGGGCCACCAGCGUUUCAUCCAGAUCCAUCUCGUACAGACAGGCAAUGGUCUUCGGCACCAUCUUCGAACUGCUAGGAGCCAUUACUGUCGGAGCUCGCACGGCAGACACUAUCAAGAACGGUAUCAUCCCCAACUCUGCUUUCCAUGGCAAUGCUGGUGUUCAGAUGCUGGCCUUUACCUGCGCGCUUGCUGCCGCUUCUUCCUGGGUCAUGUGGUGCACCAAGCACUCUGCCCACGUCUCUUCCACCUACUCCCUGAUUUCGGCCGUUGCUGGCGUCGGUGUUGCGACCGCCGGUGCCAGUAAGGUGCAGUGGGGCUGGAACAAAGGCAAAGGUCUAGGAGCCAUCUUCGCUGGCCUCGGUAUGGCUCCUGCCAUCUCCGCCGGCUUUGCUGCCAGCAUCUUCAUGCUUAUCAAGCUUAUCGUUCACCUCCGCAAGAAUCCAAUCCCUUGGGCCGUCUUCACCGCGCCCUUCUUCUUCCUCGUCGCCGGCACCAUUUGCACGCUCUCUAUCGUGUACAAGGGAUCUCCGAACCUUGGCCUGAACAAGAAGCCGGCGUGGUACAUCGCAACUGUGACCAUGAGCUGUGGCGCCGGUCUUGCCCUGCUAUCCGCGAUCUUCUUCGUUCCGUUUUUGUACGCUAGGGUCAUCAAACGUGACAAUACCGUUAAGUGGUGGAUGUUCAUCUUUGGCCCAGCCCUCCUCAAGCGCAACGCAGUCGCCGAAUCGGAUCGCGCGGUCGUCCCCAACUACGCCGUCGUCCAGCAUGAUGAUGAGCCUGAGGACCGCGCUGCGAAAGCCUUGCACGACUCCGACUCUGACGAAAUCGAGAAGGAUGGCAUGAACAAAACCGCCGCCACCACCGAACAGCGCGUCUCUUUGACCGAGACUGGUCUCAAGUCUCAGAAGGAGCUUAAGGCUGAAGCCCAAGAGAAGUUUCACGCGAAGCUCAGGCAGAAGCCGGGUCCCCUUGGCUGGGCCAUGCGCACUCUCCACAACUACCCAAUGGGUCCUGGUCAGAUCUACGAGCUCCACAACAUGAAGAUUGCGGCCAUCCGCCUGCCAGCCAUGAUUGUCUGCGGUGCCCUCUACGGUCUGAAUUACGACAUCCACGCCGCUCAGACUGGCAUUGCCGGCACCCCAGACGGCAAGCGUAUGGAGCGUGUCUAUGCCAGUGCUGAGAAGUACCCCAACGAGGUCGAGCACACCUACUCGUUCAUCCAGAUUCUCACCGCUUGCACGGCUUCUUUCGCGCACGGUGCCAACGACAUCGGCAACUCUGUUGGUCCUUGGGCAGUCAUCUACAGCGCUUGGCACACUGGUAACGCUGCUGCGUCCAAGGCGCCAGUGCCCGUCUGGCAGCUCGCUGUCCUUGCUCUCACCAUCUCGCUCGGCUUGAUCACCUACGGUUUCAACAUCAUGAAGGUCAUGGGCAACAAGAUCACCUACCACUCGCCCAGCAGAGGGUGCUCGAUGGAGAUGGGUGCGGCAAUCACCGUGCUCCUCUUCUCGCAGUACUCUUUGCCCGUCUCGACCUCUAUGUGCAUUACCGGCGCCACCGUUGGUGUCGGUCUCUGCAAUGGCACGCUCAAGGCUGUGAACUGGCAGCGUAUCGGUCUACUUGUCACGGCUUGGAUCGCUACUAUCCCAAUCGCUGGUACCCUGGCAGGCUGCUUGAUGGGCUUGUUCCUUAAUGCGCCUCACUUCCGGUAGAUUAUUGGUGGAUGGGAAUGUAGAUGGAACGGCGGAUGCUACAGAAGAUGUGUGUGAUGAUAUACCCUGUGCAGAGUUACGAAGAUGUUGAGUAGCUCAGAAUGAACCACAGAUUCACGAGUGAAUGUGCGCCCAUAUGUGGUAAAAGUGUUUAUAUCAACUCCAAGUCUCCCAAGGCCGAGGUACUGAGACACUGAGGUGGACGAGUUGGGUUUCUUUUAUACGCAAAUGUCUCUCGACAUCGGCUGCGAAAGAUGCUAAGGCAUCGUAGUGCGGUAAUAGCGUAGCCUUUUCCCUUCCGGUCCAUAUGCUGUACCAUCCGUAACUCUUUGGCUCAAAAUACUAAGGCUACAUUGUACUCCCCUGCGACGACCUUACAAGGCUCCUAUACACGAAAGAGCCAUAUGCAGGGCGAUCUGGAAUGUUAAUUACCCUCUCACCCGCGGUGAAAGCGUGAUGUCG